GCAGGAACGAGGGAGAGGGAACGUAGUAUGCGCUUUAUGCCUGAGUCGAGAGUUUGGGAGUCGCCCGUUGUGGUUUUAUUGGGAGCUUCCCAAUGAGCCGAGAGAUUAGUUAGUGCCCCGGGUCUUACUUUGGAGUGACAACGAGCGUUGUGUCGCCAGUUGAGGAUGGAUUUGACCACAUUUCGUGCCGCUUUCCUCCUCCUCCUCCUCGCCUGGUUACGGUAUUCGGUAGCUGACGUGGCGCCGCCGACCAACGUGACCCUGCACUGCCACAACAUGAAGAACGUUCUGAAGUGGAGCUACGAGGACCCACCCCCGCCAGGGCUCAGAUUCAGAGUCAACAUCUACUCACAGAUGAAUGCUCCAGCUGAGAAGUGGGUGGAGCCACCGGCUCAACAUCUAGACGUGUCAUUUCUCAACGAUUCAGAGGACGAUUACCUUGUUGACGUAAACGCUGUGAUUGGACAGAACGAGUCGGCUUGUGCUCCUCCCGAUGCAAUCAUUUUCAGUUAUUUCCAGAACUCUCUCGCAAUGCAGAAAUGUAAUGUGGACUUCCCAUCAGUCAACGUCACCGCCCAAGACAACGGCUCCCUCCUGUUCCGCUUCGCUCAUCCCUGGCUGCUGUACUUCCAGAAGCCGCCACGCAAACCGAGGGAAAAAACACGGAAGAAUAGAAGCGCAGCGCUCCCUCUUUUUAAAUACGGCGUUCAGAUCGUCAACCAGGAGACGGAACACCAUUUCUCCUGUCAGGAGAGCGUGUGUGAGCAGAAGCUGCUGCUGAACGCUGCACAGAAGGAUCUCUGCCUGAAGAUGCACGGAGAGCUGCAGAAAAUAUCUGUUCAAGCCACGCAGGCGUACUGCGCCCUGCGGCAGGAAACACUGAGCUAUUUCCUCCCCAUCUGCGUCUGCGGCGCCGGCCUGGCCGUGUUAUCGCUCGGAUUGGUCGUCCUCAUGCUGUACCGAAAAGGGACCGCUGCAAAUAUCGCUGUACCAAAUUUUCUGAUACACCCCAACAAACCGCCCAAGGCGACGCACGCGAUGCCUAAAGAAGCGUUCAAUGUGCCUCAGGUGGGGCCCGGCUCGCCCACACCUCUACUGCAAGCAGAGGAGGAGGAGGACCCGACGCCCCUCGGCCCCCGCUUCACGGAGCCCGAGUUCCGUCUGCCCCUCGGCGUGUCGGAGCGGGACGAAGGGCUGAUGGGUGACGUGGGGGGGGGCUUGGAUGGAGAAUCCGGGUACAUGGCGGGCAGAGACCUGGACGAGGAGGACGAGAAGUUCGAGGCGCCGUACUCCGGCAGCAGCUACGCUGGUUAUGAGCAGCGGCCGGUGCUGGAUAAUUUGUCCCCAGGGGAACUGACUGAGGGUUACCGUGGCUGACCCUCAGUCGGUACCGGGGGGGGGGGGGCUCACAGCACGGUGCGCCGCAUCGAAUGCUCGACAUUAGGUCGAAUAAGACCAAACAGCGACUUGAUUACAAUGCGAAGUGAACGCGGAUCAAGAGACUUCUCCCUUCUUGUUGCACCUUACGUUACAUUAAAUGUCAUUUAGCUGACGCUUUUAUCCAAAGCCACUUCCAAUAAGUGCAUUUCCACCAUAGAUACAAACUCAAAUGAACAAGUAACAAGAAAGUACAAUUUUCAUCAAAUAAGCAGUUUCAAAACAUGUUGUAGAAAAGUGCCAUUAUAAGUACAUUUAACGUCAGUUACAUUUAUCUCUCCAUUCGCAGCCUGUGGAAGUUUUCUUAUGUACUGGAUCCAAAAUAUUUCCAAAUCAGACCAAUCUGAGAGUAAUGAUGUGCAUGUAUUGUUUGUUUUAAUAGGCUUUUUGGGUUUAAUGCUGUGAUCAAUCCUGCUGGUGUCCCAAAGAUGACGCCAGUGUCCAUUUAUUACUUCUGUAUUUUAAACUGCCCCCCCCCCCCUCACAUUAGCUGUAUCAUGUGCAGAGUCUUCCUCAGUGACUUAAAGGGACUUAUCUGAUUUGGUUUCUUACCACGGAUGAACCAUGUUUAUCAUGCGUGUGAUAUGUGAUCCACACACGGGCUUUAACCCACGUGUGGAUCUACAAACACUGAGCAUUUUCUUUUUUGCUUACUCGCACUUGGGACUUGUGUUCCUCAAUAGAUUAGUUUUUCCAUUUGGCCUUCAGCAUCUUAAAGUCAGAGUGAACUGGAUCUUGCGUUUGUUCUUUUGUAUCUUUCCUGACUUGAAUAGACUGCUCAAAAAAAAGUCAUUGUGUGUGUCAGCAAGUGCAGAGAGGUGGAGAUCUGUGGAGGGUCGUUGGCCUCCUGCUGGUGGAUGGGAGGAACGAGGUGUGUGUGUGUGUGUGUGUGUGUGGGGGGGGGGGGGGGGGUUUACCGUGCAGCCCGAAAACUCGCCUGAAUGAAGUCAAUGUGUUCGAAUGUGGGAAGAAAUACAUUUUAGACAUGUGACGCAGGGGGACAAAGAGAUGAAAAGUGUAUUUUAUGUGUCGUGCAGCCUUUCAAUCCAUGUAAGAAGCUUUAGUUUUUUUUUUCUAAAAACAGCACACGAUGUGUCACACUUACUGUUGUGCCUCUUUCCCGGGUUUUAGUGGAUUUUUAUUUUUGAGCCACUUAAUGUUUUGUAUGUAACCUUUUUGUGUUUAGUUACAGAGUGGAUGUGCUGAAACAUGCACAGUGAGUCUGGCUGAGGUGAACCCAGGAAACAUGAGAAAUGCUUUCCUUUUACUUACUACUCAUUUGCAUAAUCAACCUGCUCAUUAAACUCAAGCUCUUAAUUGUCUAAUAGCUACCGAGCAGUUCCUUUGUCGGGCAAUUGUCCAUCAUUUUUUUUCCUUUUCUUUCUGAAACCGCUAUUUAUUUGUCUUCUGUCCUUUUUGUUGUAUCGUACCUUUUAAUAAAGAUCCCAGUUUUUAUCAGA
Pungitius pungitius (ninespine stickleback) is the source of this 2897-nucleotide messenger RNA. It is a transcript of the gene ifngr1l, whose product is annotated as interferon gamma receptor 1-like. Lineage: Eukaryota; Metazoa; Chordata; Actinopteri; Perciformes; Gasterosteidae. The transcript is spliced from 7 exons. Gene Ontology annotation, cellular component: plasma membrane. Gene Ontology annotation, molecular function: cytokine receptor activity; protein binding. Bases 166 to 1377 code for a protein of 403 amino acids. The record is from RefSeq and is a predicted model, not a curated record. Gene Ontology annotation, biological process: cytokine-mediated signaling pathway.